Megalops cyprinoides (Indo-Pacific tarpon) is the source of this 743-nucleotide messenger RNA. RefSeq names its product hippocalcin-like protein 4. Lineage: Eukaryota; Metazoa; Chordata; Actinopteri; Elopiformes; Megalopidae. Gene Ontology annotation, molecular function: calcium ion binding. The record is from RefSeq and is a predicted model, not a curated record. The coding region runs from base 168 to 743 and encodes 191 amino acids. The transcript has 4 exons.
GACAAGGUGAUUCAGUGACGCGGGAUUUCUUUCCGAAGAACAGGUGCUGACAUAUUGUCCGAUUAACAACCGCACGUCGCAGUAACAUAACAGUCUUGUUUCUGAUAGAACAAGGCAGAAGGACCUAUUAUCAGAAAGGGAAUUCCCGGGAGGGAAAAAUAAGGACAAUGGGGAAAAACAACACCAAGCUAGCCCCGGAGGUCCUGGACGAUCUGACCAAAAGCACGGAGUUCAACGAGGCCGAACUGAAGCAGUGGUACAAGGGCUUCCUGAAGGACUGUCCAAGUGGCAUUCUCAACCUGGAGGAGUUCCAGCAGCUCUAUGUCAAGUUUUUCCCGUAUGGCGACGCCUCCAAGUUUGCGCAGCAUGCCUUCCGCACGUUCGACAAGAACGGCGACGGCACCAUCGACUUCCGGGAGUUCAUCUGCGCCCUGUCUAUCACCUCACGGGGCAGCUUCGAGCAGAAGCUCAACUGGGCCUUCAACAUGUACGACCUGGACGGAGACGGAAGGAUCACACGCAUGGAGAUGCUGGAAAUCAUUGAGGCGAUCUACAAGAUGGUCGGCACGGUGAUCAUGAUGCGCAUGAAUGAGGAUGGCCUGACCCCUCAGCAGAGAGUGGACAAGAUCUUCAGUAAGAUGGACAAGGACCACAACGAUGAGAUCACGCUGGAGGAGUUCAAGGAGGCGGCCAAGAGCGACCCCUCCAUCGUCCUGCUACUUCAGUGCGACAUGCAGAAGUAG